This is a messenger RNA of Purpureocillium lilacinum, 1275 nucleotides long. RefSeq names its product tRNA-specific adenosine deaminase subunit tad3. Lineage: Eukaryota; Fungi; Ascomycota; Sordariomycetes; Hypocreales; Ophiocordycipitaceae. Gene Ontology annotation, molecular function: tRNA-specific adenosine-34 deaminase activity. The record is from RefSeq and is a predicted model, not a curated record. Gene Ontology annotation, cellular component: cytoplasm; nucleus.
AUGACAGUCAACGCCACUGCCAACGGUGCCAACGCACCGAAUGAGACGGCUCUGGCCGACUCCGAGCCUCUCAAGGUUGUCGGAGUCGCGCCGAACCCGCUGCUUGACGAGUUCAGAGAUAAGAACCGCCCCAGGGGCGUUUUGAUCCCCCUCAAGACGACUCAGGAAGUUCGCCAGGAUCACACUAUCGUCACAGCGUACAUCACCAGGGCGCCGACCAAGUCGGCCAACGACGUCAUCUCGGCACUACGCAACCUGCGACCCGAAGGCAGUGCUAACCCCCUGCCUCAUCUUCGUACCUGCGCGAAGCCGUCAGAUCUCCCGGCGCAUAUCAAAACCCAGUUCAUGAACGACACGCCCGCUGGACGGCAGAUACACACGGCCAAGUCCAACUGGAUCUACAUCAUUGUGGGUGAGGUCAAAGAGUUCAACAAGGAGGCUGUGAUCCAAACCCUCUCGUGUAUCGAGGGACUCCAGCAGGAGGAAAUCUUCCUCCACAUUAUCCCCAUCCCCCUGCUAGCCCCGACCUCGCAGGUACAGGCUGCCAUGUGGUCUUCCCAGUUCUGGCCCACGGUUUACCGCAAGAACAACCCGCUGGGACCUCAUCCUAGCAUGGUAGGCCGCGGCACCGACGAACUCAAGAACGACGCGCCCAUCUUCAUGGCCCUUGCCCACCGCGUGGCCCUCGACGCCAAGAGAGCUGGCAUCGGCGAAGCCAUGGGAGCGGUCGUUGUCCUUCGCGAUGACAAGGGAUCCCACGUCAUUGGGCUUGCUGGGGACGCGCGCUGGCAUCAGGAGUACGGUAUGGGCACCCCCAUGAACACGAUGACGCACUGCGUCCUCCGUGCUAUCAGCAUGGUGGCACAGAAGCUCGUCCGUCACGAGCGCCGAGCGGCUGGCGUAGAGUUCAAGCAUGCCAACCUCGAAUACGACGCCUUCCAGGACCGGCCCCUUCUGGACAUCGAGCGCCAGUGCUUCCUGCAGGAGCACCCGAACAAGGAGGGCUAUUUGUGCCACGGCCUCGAACUGUACGUGACCCACGAGCCGUGCGUUGCUUGCUCCAUGGGAAUCCUGCACUCGCGCAUGGGCAGAGUCGUGUUUAGCCGACAUAUGCCACGCACCGGGGGCUUGAGCUCGGAUGACCGUCCUGACGGAGGUGGACGAGGGUUGGGGCUCUUCUGGCGUCGCGAGCUCAACUGGAGCCUGAUGGCGUGGGAGUGGGAGCGAAAGGGCGUGCCCGACCUGCCUCACGUCGACCCGACCACUCACGUUUAG